AUGCUCGCCACAAUCCUCCGCGAGAUUGACGCCGGCAUCGCCAUCUUCAUCGCCGUCGCUACAGCCAUCCUGCUCAAGGAGUGCGCCGAGGCGGUCGCGGGCAGCGCUGGCGCGGGGGACCGUGGCUCGCUCGGAAUUGCCGCGCUGCUGCUGGUGUGCUGCGGCUAUCUGCCAGCGUUCUGCAAGUUCUCGAACGCUGUCCACGGCACCAGCGUCGAGGCCGCCGACUUCCACAGCUACAUGUUCUGGGAGGUCGCCGGCUGCAGGCUCGCCUCGCGCGAGGCGGCGCUCGACCGCGUGUACGAGUUCCACGCCUCCGACUUCUUCGCGCGGAUCGAGCCGCUGCCGGGCGCGGCGGAGGCGCUGCGGCUGCUGCGCGCAAAGUUCGAGCUGCACGUGGUGACGUCGCGGCAGAGCGACAUCGAGCCGCAGACGCGCGCCUUUUUGGCGCGCCACUUUGAGGGCCUCUUCACGGCGGCGCACUUUGGCAACCACUUUGGGCGCGAGGGCGCCAAGACGAGCAAGCCAGAGAUGUGCAAGCGGAUCGGCGCCGUCGCGCUGGUGGACGACUCGCUCACCUACGCGCGCCAGUGCGCCGCGGCGGGCAUCCCCACUCUGCUCUUCGGCGCCUACCCCUGGAAUGCGACCGACGAGGCCCUCGACCUGUCCAUCCGCCGCGUAGCGCGCUGGCAGGAUGUGCUUGCGGAGCUGCUUGUGAAGGGGCUGUGA
Emiliania huxleyi CCMP1516 is the source of this 729-nucleotide messenger RNA. RefSeq lists its product as hypothetical. NCBI's taxonomy places the organism in Eukaryota, Haptophyta, Isochrysidales, Noelaerhabdaceae. The coding region runs from base 1 to 729 and encodes 242 amino acids. The transcript is spliced from 3 exons. The record is from RefSeq and is a predicted model, not a curated record.